This is a messenger RNA of Schistosoma turkestanicum, 316 nucleotides long. The record is from the annotation of a GenBank genome assembly. Lineage: Eukaryota; Metazoa; Platyhelminthes; Trematoda; Strigeidida; Schistosomatidae.
AUGAAGGUGGAAUCAGGGACAUUUAUAGUACCUAUUAGAUUUUAUGCGACAGGAGGAAUGUAUGUUACAGUAGAUGGAAUGAAUACUUCAAUCGAUGAUGAUUACACAUUAACAAUGGAAAAUGGAAAUUGCACUAAAACAAUUUCUUUAACACCACCGACUGCAGAAGAAAUGUCCACUGGAACUGGAUUUCGGGCAGUUACCUACUUGUGCAUCCCAUAAUUAUCGUGGCAUCUGCAAAAUAUAAUCAACGAAUACUGAAUAAUUAUAAUAUGAUUAUGUAAAACAUGAAUUGUAUUCACUGGAAAAGUGUGUG